Endocarpon pusillum Z07020 is the source of this 2064-nucleotide messenger RNA. RefSeq lists its product as uncharacterized. Gene Ontology annotation, cellular component: U4/U6 x U5 tri-snRNP complex. The transcript has a single exon. Lineage: Eukaryota; Fungi; Ascomycota; Eurotiomycetes; Verrucariales; Verrucariaceae. The coding region runs from base 1 to 2064 and encodes 687 amino acids. The record is from RefSeq and is a predicted model, not a curated record. Gene Ontology annotation, biological process: maturation of 5S rRNA; mRNA cis splicing, via spliceosome.
AUGGCGGACAUAGACUACGAGCAGCAGAACCGUAUCCGCAUCGCUCUGGGCCUGAAGCCUUUACCCGUCCCAGGCGCUUCAUCGGCUGCUACCACCACCACGAUCACCAGUGGCCCCAAAUUCAAAGACCAUCCAUCCUCCGAUGACUCUGAAGAAGAAGACCCUGCAAGCACCCUCGAGACCCGCCAGGCAGCCAGCUACGACAACUGGAAGAAAAUCCAAGAUGACGCCGAGGCGAAGAAACGACGAGCAGCUAAAGCCGAAGCGAUCAAGAAAGCCCGGGACGCAGCGCAGAAAUAUGUGAAGCUCGAGGGAAAAGGACUGGGUGAUGCGGAUCCAGAUGUGGAUAAGGAUACGCGAUCGUGGCUUUUGGGAGCGAACAAGAGGCAGAAGAAGCUGGAGCGGGAGAGGGCGAGGAGGAUGGAGGAGGAGUUGGCGGAACGAGAGAGGCUUGCGGCGGUGGAAUAUAGUGCUAAGGAUUUGGCGGGCGUGAAGGUCGGGCAUGAGAUUACCGAUUUUGAGGACGGGCUAGCUGGGGAGAGUGGGGAGCAGAUUUUGACGUUGAAGGACACGACGAUUGACGAGAACGAGGAGGAAGGCGAUGAGUUGGAGAAUGCGGAUAUCAAAGAGAGAGAGAGGUUGAGGGAAAGGCUGGAGCUGAAGAAGAAGCCGAUUUAUGAUCCGCAUGCUGCGGAGGAAAAUGGGGAGAAGAAGGUUCUGGCGCAGUAUGAUGAGGAGAUUGAGGGAAAGAAAAGGAAGCAUUUCGUAUUUGAUGGCCAGGGGACUACUGUUGAGGAGCGGGAGGCUAAGAGGCAGCAGAUUGGAGACAGGUUGAAGAAUCAGCCGAUCAGCCUUGAUUUCUUGAAGUCUGAGCCCAAAUCAGACUACAUGGAGGUGUCCGAAGUCAAAAUAAGGAAGCCGAAGAAGUCGCGGAAGAAGGCUGCACGGCAGAGAGCGCUCGACCAAGACGAUGACAUUUUCCCGCAGCAGGCAAACGGCCAUGCUUCGAACCAUGACUCCAUGGAUGUGGAUGGUGCUGCUUCUACUGCAACAGCAAGAAGGAAGACAAUUGAGAAGGAUAUCGUGGACGAUGAAGACCUUCAAGCCUCUCUAGCUAUUCAAAGAAGAGCCGCUUUUAAGAAGAGAAAGAGGCAACGCCCAGAAGAUAUUGCACGACAGAUCCAAGAGGAAGGCUCUGCAACCCCUGGUGAGAUGGACGUUGAUGGUGCCGACGCCUCUGAGGAUGACCCAGGCCUGGUCAUUGACGAGACAUCAGAGUUCGUGGCCAACUUACAACGUCCUACAGAAACAAACGAACAACCGGUGAAAUCUGUUCAAAAAUCCGUAGAGAAUGGUGGAAGAGCUGUCUCGGAAGAAUUUGCGGAUAUCGAUAUGAAAGAAACAUAUAAUGGCGUAGAAGACGAAGAAGCUCUUCUUGCUGGCCUCAGGAGAGAGAGGUCGACAGUAACGCCUGACCUCACCACUACUGGUCUGGACGAAGAGGCCACCAUGGACCAGGGUGUGGGUGCUGCAUUCAACCUACUGAAACAGAGAGGGUUGGUCAAAACAGCUGACAUGGGAGACAUCAAUGCCCUUCAUCGAGACCGACAACGCUUUCUCGCUGAGAAGCAGCGCCGCGAAGCAGAAGCCGAACAAAAGGCCCGUUUGCAACGAGAACGAGAUCGAAGUUCCGGCAAGCUCGAACGCAUGUCAGCCAGAGAACGAGAAGAGCAUGCACGUUGGGAGAACAAACAGCGUGAUCAGCUGGAAUCCCGCCAAAUGGCCGACGUCUUCAACCGAGAAUACAAGCCUGAUGUGCAGUUGAAGUAUGUGGAUGAGCAUGGUCGGUUCAUGAAUCAGAAGGAGGCGUUCAAGCACUUGAGUCAUCAAUUUCAUGGCAAGGGGAGUGGCAAGCAGAAGACGGAGAAGCACUUGAAGAAGAUCGAUGAUGAGAAGAAAAGAGAAGCUAUGAGUGCUUUGGAUGCCAGUCAGGCUACUGGCAUGAAUAAUGCUAUGGGCACGACAGCGAAGAGGAAUAAACAGGCUGGUGUGAGACUAGGCUGA